Messenger RNA from Hymenoscyphus albidus, 333 nucleotides. The record is from the annotation of a GenBank genome assembly. NCBI's taxonomy places the organism in Eukaryota, Fungi, Ascomycota, Leotiomycetes, Helotiales, Helotiaceae.
AUGUUGCAAAAGUUUGGGCUUGAUAUAAUUAUCGGAUCAGCAGAUAGCCAAUUAACAAAGAUCGCUGCUGCUGCAGGUAGGAGAUUGUCUGCUUAUGAAUGGUAUUACUGUUGGUGGCUGAUCCUUGUAUGUUAUCCAGUGUUUUCUCUCCAACUCGGCUAUCUUGACUACAAUGGACGAGCUUUUGAAAUGCUUGCAAUUGAAAGUGCGAACCAAGAAGCGGGACUGAUCGAAGUCACAAGCGCAUGGGAUGCAACGUCGAAUCCUGUGAAGCCCCCGCCCUUGGGCGAAGCCUUAAAGAAAAGUGCUCGAAGCUUGGUGGUAUUUACUUAG